AUGCAAAGCAGAAAUUUUACAGGAAGUAAAUUAACAAAUAGUUCAUCAAAUACUAUUGAAAAUAAAGAUAAUAUAGAUAAAAAAGAAAAUUAUAUAAAAGAAGUGGUUACUCCUUUAGGUGAUAUUUAUAUAUUAAAUGAAAAAACAAAUGAAAAAUUUAUUAAAGGGACUCAGAGGAGUGAUGGGACAUUCAGAAAAAACAUUCGCGUAAGAACCGAUUAUAUGCCACAAGUUAAAGGGAAAAUAUUAGAAGAACAAAAUAAAAACAAAUAUAUAAGUGAAAACAUAGAUAGUAUCAAGGGUGUAAACUUAAAUAAUAUUAAGAGUAUAAACACAUAUAGCAGUGUAAACAAGACAGGUGAAAAAAAGGUACCAGGAUGGAAUCCUGUCAAUGAAAAUGAAAACGCAAAAAAUUUAAAAAAAAAAAAGAAAAAAAAAAAGAAAGCGAAAAACGAGAAAACAGAAAAUUGA
Molecule: messenger RNA, 471 nt
Organism: Plasmodium malariae
Lineage: Eukaryota; Apicomplexa; Aconoidasida; Haemosporida; Plasmodiidae
Product: conserved Plasmodium protein, unknown function
Exons: 2
Coding region: 1-471 (156 amino acids)
Source: RefSeq, a predicted model, not a curated record